This is a messenger RNA of Cyphellophora attinorum, 1674 nucleotides long. RefSeq names its product Caffeine resistance protein 5. The transcript has 2 exons. Bases 1 to 1674 code for a protein of 557 amino acids. NCBI's taxonomy places the organism in Eukaryota, Fungi, Ascomycota, Eurotiomycetes, Chaetothyriales, Cyphellophoraceae. Gene Ontology annotation, molecular function: fluconazole transmembrane transporter activity. The record is from RefSeq and is a predicted model, not a curated record. Gene Ontology annotation, biological process: xenobiotic detoxification by transmembrane export across the plasma membrane.
AUGUGGGAAAUCAUCAGAGAAUCAGCCGUUGGACAGUCACUGCAAUUUCUGGGCGUCCGUGGCAGCCUUUGCCAUCCGGAAGAGAAGUCUGGAUUUACCUUGCCUUCCACAUGGGACAAGCCGCAGCAGGAUAACAGUGCAGGAUCCGGCGCACCCGACCAAGCACAUGCCGACACGAGCGACUCCGUAUCGAAUACAGGCGGCACCGGUACACCGAAUGACAUCGAGAAGGCUGACGGAAGCCGUCCCACACCAGCUGCGCAGGUGCCUCUUCUGGUGACCUGGUUCAACGAAAGCGAUCAAGCGAACCCUCAGAACUGGUCCCUUGGCAAGAAACUCUUCAUCUCGAUCCAGCUUUGUCUCUACACCUUCACGGUGUACCUUGGGUCGUCUCUCUAUGUGGCCGCAGAGACAGACGUCGAGCGUAUCUACAAUGUCAGUCCGGCUGCGUCGUCGCUUGGGCUGGCGCUGUACGUGUUGGGAUACGGUGUCGGCCCAAUGAUCUUUUCGCCGCUGUCUGAGAUCCCCAUACUGGGCAGGAACUGGCUAUACAUCGCUACCUUCACGGUCUUCGUCAUUCUCGCUAUGGCAGCAAGUCUGGUCGAUGACUUUGGCGGCUUGUUGGCGCUGAGGUUCUUCCUGGGCUUCUUCGGUAGCCCGUGCCUGGCGACUGGAGGAGCAACACUACAAGACAUGUACGCGCCCACCAAGAUGCCCUACGCAUUGAUGUUCUGGGUCGCCUCUGCAACUCUUGGACCCGCGCUUGGACCAGCCGUUACCGGUUUUGCUGUGACCAAGAUGGGCUGGCGAUGGAGUGCAUGGGAGCUGCUGUGGCUUUCAGGGCCGAUUCUGCUACUCAUGAUUGCGUGCUUUCCCGAGACUUCUGCAGACGCUAUACUCCUGCGACGAGCACGACGGCUGCGCAAGCUGACUGGGCGGACCAAUCUGAAAUCGGAGUCGGAGAUCAGCAUCCACAAGAUGACUGCACGCCAGAUUGCAUUUGAGGCGCUCAUCAAACCAUGGGAGAUCAAUGUCCUAGAUCCGGCCGUACUCUUCACGACAGUAUACAUGGCCUUGAUUUACGGCAUAUACUAUUCCUUCUUCGAGAGCUUUCCACUGGUCUACGCAGAGAAGUACGGCUUCAACCUGGGCGAGACCGGACUUGUGUUUCUCAUUGUGUUGGUCGCGUUGGGGCUGAGCAUCCCUGCGUACUGUGCCUACUUCUGGUUCUACGCCGAGGAGCGCAUGAAGUCACAGCCGCAUUUUGGAUCGCCAGAGUCGAGACUUGUACCAGGGUUGAUUGGGGCAAUCAUCAUGCCGAUCGGCCUCUUCAUCUAUGCUUGGACAAGCAGGCCAUCUGUACACUGGAUUGUCAGCAUUAUCGGUGUCGGUCUGAAUUCGGCUGGCCUGUACAUCGUGAUGCAGGUUCUCUUCUUGUACAUUCCGUUCACGUAUCCACAGUAUACGGCAUCACUCUUCGCCGCGAAUGAUCUGGCGCGGAGCACGUUCGCAGCAGGCGCGGUUGUCUUUGCUCGGCCGAUGUUUAUCAAUUUGACAGUCCAGGGCGGCGUUAGUUUGUUGGCCGGGCUUGACAUUGUGUGUGUUGGUGGGAUAUUCAUGCUGUACUUCUUUGGAGCGAGUCUCCGGGCCAGGAGCAAGUUCGCCGCGGGCUGA